CACACACACACACACACACACACACACACUCGCUGUCAGUCGUCCUGAUGGAGAAGCUGUCGGUGUGUGUGUGUGAUGAUCCUCAGAGCAGGACUGACGCUUUCAGACCCCUGUGUUCGGUUCCUCCACAUCAGCAGAACAUGGAGAGUGAAGUAUUACUGCGAGUUUAUUGAGGCUGAAAUAUUGAGUUUCAGUAACUCUAAACCCCAGACUGAGAGCAGAAGCGUCGUCUCAGGUUGAACACGGCAUGUGUGGCUCCAGAACUGCACUGUAAUUUCAUUUAGAUGAAGACGAGCUUCAUUCAGUCUGAAGAUCUGCAGCUGAAGUCAUUGUGCUGAAGACGAGGAUGAAGGACAGAAGAUGACGAGGCCUGAUGCUUUCAUUCCUCUGGAGGGCGAGACUGAGGUCACUGCGAGGAGAGGAAAAGCAGUCCUCGUCAGAUCUAAAACGUUUGACCCUUCAUUACUUCUGCAAAUCCAGAGUGACUCUGAACUGAAGUGUGAACGCAGGAAACCGCAGUCUUUCCAGUUUCCCCGCACUAAUUCUCAAUAUCACAAAGUGUUCAAGGACGUCAGUGAGGAGGAGCAGCUCAGGCAGAGUUAUACGUGUGCCCUGCAGAAAGAUAUUCUCUAUCAGGGUCGACUCUUCGUCUCCGAAAACUGGAUCUGCUUCCAUUCCAGAGUGUUCGGAAAAGACACAAAGAUCGCCAUUCCAGUGUCUUCUGUGACCGUCAUCAAGAAAACCAAAACCGCCAUCCUGGUGCCGAACGCUCUGGUCAUCUCGACUGCACUCGAGCGGCAUGUGUUUGUUUCUUUUCUGUCUCGAGACACAACCUACAAGGUCCUGAUGUCCGUCUGUCCACAUAUGAUCGAGGAAACUCCUGGAGUGGCUCAGAGCAGCAUUAGAGCUCAUCAUCAUCAUCAUCAUCUUCAUCAUCCUGCAAUACUGACUGCAGACUUCAGUGCUGAUCUGUCAGAUCUGGAUGCUCCUGAGAGACAGACGGGUCAGCGGACGGAGGACAGCAGCAGCUCAGACUGUCCAGAGGCUCCAGAGUACAGCAAAACACCCAAGUUCCAGAAACGCUCUCAGGUGACGAAACGAGACGGUGAACUGGAUCCACACAUCAAACAAGAGACUGACAGCACUAAAAACCUGCCAUACACUGCAUCAGCCGAUCUGGAGCUCAUGAAGACACUCAGACCUGUUUCUCUCUCUCUGAACACACUGGUGCUGAUCUACCUCUCACUGGUGUGUGUGCUGCUCUUCUCCUCCUGCUAUAUGGCCUUUAAGAUGGUCAGCUGGAGGAGCGGCUGAUGGCUCUGCUCUCCAUGGAGCUGCCACACAAAAGGGAUGGACAUAUGAGCGUGUACGCUGGAGAUUCAGCUGAGGUCUGCUCUGUUCUGUCCGCCUGUCUCCUGAAGCUGGAGAAGAUUCACAGGAGCCUGCAGAGACUGAUGGACACGAUGACGGACUGAUGGAGAGUCUGAGACGCUUUAACUGCUGUCAAUAAACCAUCAUAAUGAGGAAUAAUUGAUCACACGUCUCCUCUGCUGAACCCACUGUUGAGAUGUUGUGUGUGCGAGUGUGUUAAUCAGGUGUGUGUCCUCCUCAAACUGCUGUGUGCGUCACUAGUGUCCUCCACAUCUCCUCCUUCUGUUGUGUUUGCUGACUGCUGUAGCUGUGAAAUACCUCUUAUCAUUCAGCGGAGUGAUAUGGAGCUGUAAUGCGCUCUAAACCUGCCGGAACUACUUUAGCGGUGCCUUUAUCUGACAAUAACCAAACACCAGAGAGUGACCAUCAGCCAAUCAGAAUCCAGCAUUCAGCAGCCCUGUAGUGUAAAUGAAGAACUCAUAUGCAAAAACCUCUAAAAGCCGUCUGAAAUUUCUCCUAAAAUUAGUACUUCUCUCAGCCUCCUACAUUUCUGUUCAGUUAUUUCACUUUAAAUGGAAUGAGCUUUGGGUCAUGACUGAAAGGUUGCAGGGUGGCAGGGUGCACUCUUAUAGAUAGGAUGAGGAGUUCUGACACCCGGGAGGAGCUCGGAGUAGAGCCGCUGCUCCUCCACAUCGAGAGAAGUCAGCUGAGGUGGCUCGGCAAUCUGUUUCG
This is a messenger RNA of Danio rerio (zebrafish), 2103 nucleotides long. NCBI's taxonomy places the organism in Eukaryota, Metazoa, Chordata, Actinopteri, Cypriniformes, Danionidae. The record is from RefSeq and is a predicted model, not a curated record.